AUGUCUGAUAACGAAACGACUGAAAAGUUCGAACCUGCAGUUUCGAGCUCGAUGCUAGAGCUCUCAGGUAUCGCGACCAACAUUCGUAUUCCGCCAAUAUGGCGCGACCAAAUAAGACUUUGGUUUGUGCAGUUUGAAUCCAUCGUCGCCCCCCUCAAGAAAGGCGACCAGGCAAUGUACGAACUCGCAAUAGCAAAACUAGAACGUCAGGAUUUGGACGAAGUAAGCGACAUUUUACUAAAACCACCUGAAACUAAAAAGUACGAAACCUUGAAAACACGAUUGAUUACCGUCUACGAAGAGUCUAAAGAACGUAGUCUGCAACGUCUUUUAUCCGAAAUGGAGCUCGGUGAUUUAAAGCCAUCUCAGUUACUGCGUCGGAUGAAAACCCUCGCCGGUAGCAACGUCUCCGAAACAGCUCUCCGUAUCCUGUGGUCCAAUCAUCUGCCUUUGUCCGUUCGAGCCGUCGUCGCCUCCAGCGAUACUAUUAUGAAAGACAAAUUUAAACGACAUAGCACUGAUGGCAGAUAA
Molecule: messenger RNA, 531 nt
Organism: Cydia amplana
Lineage: Eukaryota; Metazoa; Arthropoda; Insecta; Lepidoptera; Tortricidae
Exons: 1
Coding region: 1-531 (176 amino acids)
Source: RefSeq, a predicted model, not a curated record